Notothenia coriiceps (black rockcod) is the source of this 552-nucleotide messenger RNA. RefSeq names its product gamma-crystallin M3-like. The record is from RefSeq and is a predicted model, not a curated record. Gene Ontology annotation, molecular function: structural constituent of eye lens. The transcript is spliced from 3 exons. Gene Ontology annotation, biological process: visual perception; lens development in camera-type eye. Bases 1 to 552 code for a protein of 183 amino acids. NCBI's taxonomy places the organism in Eukaryota, Metazoa, Chordata, Actinopteri, Perciformes, Nototheniidae.
AUGGGCAGGAUUAUUUUCUAUGAAGAAAGGGACUUCCAGGGUCGUUCCCAUGAGUGCAGCAGCGACUGCACCGACAUCCACAUGCACCUGAACCGCUGCAACUCCUGCAGGGUGGACAACGGCUGCUUCGUGGUGUACGAGCGCCACAACUACAUGGGCAAUCAGGUGUUCUUGAAGAGAGGGGAGUACUCCGACUUUCAGCGCAUGGGAAGCAUGAUGGGAAUGCAGGGCAUGGCUAUGGAUAACAUCCGCUCCUGUCGCAUGACCCCCACGCACAGGGGCCCCUUCAGGAUGAGGAUCUACGAAAGGGAGAACUACGGAGGCCAGAUGCACGAGCUGAUUGACGACAUCGAGUCUCUGCAGGAUCGUUUCCUAAUGUCUGACUGCCAGUCCUGCCAAGUGAUGGACGGCCACUGGCUGAUGUUUGAGCAGCCCAACUUCAAAGGCAAGAUGCUGUACGUGAUGCCCGCAGAGUACAGGAGCCUCAGAGACUCUGCAGCAAGCAACAUGUCCAGAAUCAGCUCCAUCAGGCGCAUCAUGGACAUGUGCUGA